Molecule: messenger RNA, 1713 nt
Organism: Colletotrichum destructivum
Lineage: Eukaryota; Fungi; Ascomycota; Sordariomycetes; Glomerellales; Glomerellaceae
Exons: 5
Coding region: 1-1713 (570 amino acids)
Biological process (GO): positive regulation of transcription by RNA polymerase II; DNA-templated transcription
Molecular function (GO): zinc ion binding; sequence-specific DNA binding; DNA-binding transcription factor activity, RNA polymerase II-specific
Source: RefSeq, a predicted model, not a curated record
AUGGCCCUGUACUCAGUUCACUACAUCGAAUCACUCGAAGCUCGGGUUUCGGAUCUUCAGCAUGGAGCGACGGUGGCGACUGCCGGAAUGUCACUUGAUCAGCCGAUAGAUGGUCCCUCUCAACAACUUGGCGAUCCCCGGAUCACCAACGGGUUUUCCAACUCACGAAGUGGUCCGGAUCAGCUGGAAAUGACAUUCAUGGCCCCUCUAGACGACUCGAACAACAUCAUCUAUGGUCUGGAUAUGCUACAGUCAGACGAAAACCUCUUCUCCGUCAGCGAUGUGGCAAAUCACGACACAAGUGCGAACUCCGCCGCUCACAGCGAACCGGCCAUGCCAAUACACGUCCUGGGCCAGGGGUCUGCUCCAACGUUUGCAGAGGUGUCCGUCCACGAAGGUGCCGUGUUCUUUCAGGUCUAUUUCGAAACCAUUCAUCCGCGCUAUCCAUUUCUGGAUGUAGAAGAAUGCAGCCGAGGGUAUCAAGAUUGGAGGAUGGGCGAAAUCUUCCUGUCAAGCACUGAUGCCUGGAGAUCUUACCUCGUCAAAAUGGCACGUGAAAUCUUCGCCGUCGGCUCCCUUUUGCGUCAGGCAAAGCUCGACGGCUUCACGCGACAGCAACAUCACAACCUGAUGCUCCAAGCGCAGGCCGACCAGACCAUACUGACGGAUCACUCGUACAAGCCUCUAGUUCGCCUCCAAGCAAUGCUUCUUUACGCCAUUCACGCGCUGCACGGCGAAAGCACUCCACGACUGGGACACAUCAUUGGCGUGGCCAUGCGUUUCGCAGUGAUGAAAGGAUUCCACCGUCUCGUGCAAGACGGAACCGCCGAGACUGCAAUGGCCAUCAAAGCUUGGUGGUGUAUCUACAUGCUAGAUAAAGUGGUCGCUAUCACUCUUUGCAUUCCUCCCUACCCUCCCGAGGAAUGGAUCACGACGCCGGCAUAUGCCAACGGACUCGAGCCUCGAUACAUCAUGCCUUGGUCGUCAGACGUGCCCGGCGCAACUACAGGCUCAACGUACAAUUUCAAUCUCAGCUAUUACGCUCACAUGUGUCGCAUACGGCAAAUUCAUUCCAAAAUUUUGUCCGCCACGCAAACGAUGGCCCCCGAAGCCAGGGCAGAGUUCACGAAAGAAACUCGAGCCGCAGUUGAUAAGUGGUCACAAGAUGGCCAGAUGUACGGAUAUGGUCGUGUCAACACCGAAGGAUACGCAAGUUCUCUUGGGCUGACCCACGUCGCGGCCAUCACGCGGGUGAUUCUUUAUAGACUUAACCCUGCCGAUAUCGACUCGCCAGAUAUCGAUGAGAAACUCCAGGCUUGCUGCGACUUUGUCGGCAUCUUCCGAGCGCUGCAGAAGAAGCGCCAGAUCCCGAAGCACUGGGGCGAUAUGCUGUUCAGCUUCCAAGUCGGCGUGACAAUGGUUUAUAUCGUCUUUCGCCGGGCGGUCCCGAUUCCCAAGAAUGUCGACCGGGCCAUUCGCGACAUCGCCUCGAGUCUCGCGAUAUUCGCUGAUCGGUCGGAAAAGGCAGACGUCUACCGUGAUUGCCUGGAUGUGUUGGCCAACAGCAUCUCGAGAUCCUGCACAUCUGGGACAAUUGAUGAGGAGUCCCGGAGGGAGAUUUCUGGCAUGGUCCAGCAGAUCAUCGAGAAUGGCACCGCGCCCGACGUUGCUUUGAUGCUGUCGGCGAUGAGCCAACUUCCGGGUGACGGCUGA